This is a messenger RNA of Cyprinus carpio (common carp), 987 nucleotides long. RefSeq names its product RIMS-binding protein 2. Gene Ontology annotation, molecular function: protein binding. The record is from RefSeq and is a predicted model, not a curated record. NCBI's taxonomy places the organism in Eukaryota, Metazoa, Chordata, Actinopteri, Cypriniformes, Cyprinidae. Gene Ontology annotation, biological process: neuromuscular synaptic transmission.
ACAGCCGCAGGCAUAGAGGAAGAAGACUGGAAUGAUUGGGCUGGAUGUCUAUCUGUAUCCAGAUGGUCUUAGGGUUGCUACAUCAGAAGAUAUAGAGAAGUGGGAAUCCGAGAGAGAAAUGUUUGAACCGAAUGUGCGUCUCUUUGUGGCUCUGUUCUCAUAUAACCCUGCGGUAAUGUCACCAAACCCUGAAACAAUGGAGGAGGAACUGCCUUUUGAACAAGGACAGAUCAUUAAAGUAUAUGGAGAUAAAGAUGCGGACGGCUUCUAUAGCGGAGAGACGGGUGGUCGCUUCGGUUUUGUGCCAAGCAACAUGGUUUCUGAGAUUCCUGUGGAAGACGGAGAGCUCAAACUUCGUCUGUUCCAGCAGGGGUUUUUACCAGAGGAGACGCCUUCCAUAGCACCCAGUGAAACGUCUAGUGUGCCGGAUGAUGUGAAGGUCCACAGGAUGGUGGCCGUUUUUGAUUAUGACCCAUGGGAGAGUUCUCCAAACAUGGAUAUUGAGGAUGAGCUUCCUUUUCGUGCAGGAGACAUUAUAUAUGUUUUUGGAGAAAUGGACAGUGAUGGAUUUUAUUAUGGAGAUCUACAUGGUUACCGAGGUCUUGUGCCAUCAAACUUUUUGCAACCCCUGCCUUGGGACUAAAGGAACUGAGCAAUCAAAAAUCAGGAACAGGAGCAUGACCUCAGAUUGUGAAUAGAACCCACUUUACUGAAUUCAACUCCAGCUCCAGUUUUUUUUUUUUUAAUUUUUUACCAUAUAACAUAUCUUGUUUCCUGUAAUGUACAUGAUGUAUCAUGUCUCUAAAUGCACUUGACCUUUCCACUACGUAUGCACUAUGCUUAGCAUCAAUUAAAUACAUAAAAGGAAAUUAAUUUCUGAUUUAUAAAAGAGCUUUUGGAAGCAGCUAGUGCAUCAUAGCCUUAAAAGACUGAUAAUGGUAAGUUAAGAAUUAUUGUUUUAUAUUGAUUUAUGUGUCUUCUUUUCAA